Adineta steineri is the source of this 387-nucleotide messenger RNA. The record is from the annotation of a GenBank genome assembly. NCBI's taxonomy places the organism in Eukaryota, Metazoa, Rotifera, Eurotatoria, Adinetida, Adinetidae.
AUGAAAGAUGUGCUUGAUUUUACUUUACUAACAGCAUCAAAUAAUCAAUCAUUACUUUUAUCGAAAAAUAAGAAUGAUAAUAGUACAUGUUUAGGUACAGGAUCUAUUGAUAGAAAUACAACAAGAAUAUCUUUUGUUAUUGUUGAGAAAGAACAACGAGCAUUAACACAUGAUGAUAAUUUAGUGAGUGCAAUGAAAAUGUUGGAAGAAGGAAGUACAAGACUUGCCACAGCUGUGAAUAGUAAAGAUUUUAAUGAUGUUGGUACAGCUGAAUUACUUGUAACCGCUGCUAAUGCUAAAUUAUCUGUUUUGAAAGCUCAAUUACUUGAUAAUAGUGAAAAUUUAAACCGAUUGAGAAAAAAAAAAGAAAAAAUGAAUGAUGAAUGA